Cylindrotheca closterium is the source of this 924-nucleotide messenger RNA. The record is from the annotation of a GenBank genome assembly. Lineage: Eukaryota; Bacillariophyta; Bacillariophyceae; Bacillariales; Bacillariaceae.
AUGAAGCUUUCUUUCAUCGCACCAAUUUUCAUGGCCAUGGGAGCGUCUGCUUUCCAAUCAGCGCCGAUCACACGGUCCAACACAGCGCUUCAUUCGUCUUCUCCAAUGGGUGGACCCCCUCCGCCACAAACGAGCGGCCCAGCUGGCUCUGCUCCUCCAAUGCAAGGUGGGGCCAGUGGCGGACUUGCCGGAGUCAACCGUGGUCCUAGUCCACGAGAUGGUCCCGGUCCCGAUGCUACACCACCAAUCCUCUUGCAAGGUGGAUCCUUGAAGACUUGGUCGAUGCCCAGCACCGCUGUCCAAAGUUGCCAAAUUUUUAUGGAGACUGAGGGACGUCCUUUGGAUGCCAACCUAGAAUUGUGGCAAGGUCCCGAUAACACCCCAUACAAGAUGCGAAUCUACGUUGAGGAUGGUGCCCAACGUUGUUUCAAUGUUGUCGUUCCUGCACCACGCGGACCCAACACCAUUGCCAUCCGUAACACCGCACAAUUGGAAUUCCCAUUGUUGGCGUCCGUUAACCCAUCCAUAGAAAUGGUUGAUAUUGUUCCAACAGAAGGCUCACCUACUCCUAGAACCAUUCAGGGAGGAGCUCUCCGAACUUAUCCCUUCAACCCCGAUGUCCAAAGUGUCAAGGUUAUGCUAUCUACUGAUGGACGUCCAUUGAACUCCCGUAUCGAAUUGUUGCAAGGUCCCAACAAUAUCAAGCAAGUCAUGGAAUUGUACACUGAAGAUGGUUUGGAAAGACCUUUCUUGGCAAUGAUCGAGACCCCAGGAGCUGGAAACGUUGUCCGAAUUGUCAACACUGCUACUAUGGAAUUCCCACUGAUCUGCACGUGCGAGGCUCACAUCGUCGGCCCUGAAAAGGGAAUGGGCGGAGCAACAAUGGGAGAUGAGCUGCAAUUGGGAUCCAACUGGAUGUACUAA